GGACCAAAACUGGAUAUACUGAAUGCGAGUGCUGUUGGAAGUAAAAUCCCUCUCGGCCUGUUGGCGUCAAGUGUACAUGAUUUUGUUGACAGAGUAUUGGAAGUCUUACGAAUGAGUGUCGAAGAACGUGAUGCGAUGCGUGACGUGGCACGUCGUUCGGUUGAUCGUUUUACGGAAACGAACUUCGAAAAAAGAUGGAAUUAUCUGGUUGGAAAACUGUUGCCAGCAUAA
Molecule: messenger RNA, 231 nt
Organism: Gongylonema pulchrum
Lineage: Eukaryota; Metazoa; Nematoda; Chromadorea; Rhabditida; Gongylonematidae
Source: the annotation of a GenBank genome assembly